Messenger RNA from Pygocentrus nattereri (red-bellied piranha), 1686 nucleotides. RefSeq names its product solute carrier family 31 member 2 (gene slc31a2). Lineage: Eukaryota; Metazoa; Chordata; Actinopteri; Characiformes; Serrasalmidae. Gene Ontology annotation, biological process: copper ion transmembrane transport. The transcript is spliced from 4 exons. Gene Ontology annotation, cellular component: membrane. The record is from RefSeq and is a predicted model, not a curated record. The coding region runs from base 360 to 848 and encodes 162 amino acids. Gene Ontology annotation, molecular function: copper ion transmembrane transporter activity.
AAUCCGCCUCGUAAUACGAGUGCGCUGCGGUCAGUUAUUCAUUUUGAUCAACGCAGAGCUUUUUUAUUGGCGCAUUUACAGAAAGACCAUUUUAUUUUUGGGCAGGUCACACUGAAAGACUACAACUCCCAGCAGCCCUGAGACUCUCUCAUGAAGAGCUACGUCAUGAUGUAACGGCACGUUUUGUUUUGUCCGCCUGGUUCUCAGCUGGUUAAGUUGUCACAGUAGAAAAUGUGGGAGAAGUUCGGCUCUUAACUUGGUAGAUUUGAACUAAUACUAGAUUUUAUGCAAUAUAAUACACGUAUUUACUCUACACAGCGGAAACCUAGAUUCAGGAAGAGCUGCCGCUUAACUCGUUCAUGAUGUAUUUUGGAGGAUCCAGCAAUGUCACAUUGCUCUUUGACUUCUGGAGUGUGCACGAACCUGGAGGGAUGGUCCUGUCAGUCUUUGUGGUUCUACUGCUCACAGUAAUCUAUGAGCUCCUGAAGGUGUGGAAGAACACUUUGGCACAGCGGCCCACUCAUCCCUCAGCCCCUUCUAUCCCUGCAGCGUUCUCCACAUCUCCCCCGUGUUUCUCUCCAGAAAACAGUCCCACACUAACUAACAGCCCUUCAGAGACCUCUCUGACUCCUACUGAGAAUACAGCCACCACUGCUGUCAUCACUCCCACUUUGAACAGCUGGCUUCUUCACAGCCUUCUGACCGGCCUGCACAUCGUACAAGUGGUACUGGGCUACAUAUUAAUGCUGUGCGUCAUGUCCUACAACAUCUGGAUCUUUCUCGGGGUCAUCGUGGGAUCUCUGUUGGGCUACUUCUUUGCUUUUCCUCUUCUGGCUCAUGUGAACUGACAAACCUGAGAGAUAUGAGAGCAAAAGUAGUAUCUGAGUUUGUUUAAAUUGUUUUAUCCCAGAGCGGUGAACUAAAAUGGCAUCUUUCAGUGUAGGCCUGCCAGGCUUCGACUUCACUGCCAGAGUACAACAGGUAUUGUUUUACCGUUGCUUGUUUGAAGGUGGGGUGUUUUUAACAGUGCUGGGGUUUGCCAAUACAGAGACAAAUCCUUUUGUGUUUAAAGCAAAAUGUGUUGUUUUAACAAUCCUCUGAAACGAUGGGAGCUUGGUAGCAGAGCCUACGUGGGAACAUGGUCAACUCAUGUCAUACAACAGUGUUUAGACUAAAGGUUUUAACUUGAUCUCAUUUAAACCAGGCAAUUAGUGACUGCAUGAUCAUUGUGUGCCAUGUCAGUUGAACUGCAUGAUUAGUGGUUAUCUUGAGUACAUGUCAUCAGGCCUGGGACACCUGAUCCAAACAGUUUACACCUGGACUGUUCAGCCCUGUUAAUGUGUGUUUUACAUUAAAGCAGCUGCUUCUCUAUUGGUUGGUUUUGGUCAGCGUCGAUGCAUGCAGAUGACAGCAGUUUCAAACUUGUGAUGGAUGUAAUGCUCAUGAGUCACAUUUUCUGUACUAGAAAUAACAGUAGGGACGAAACGCUCUGAAGUCAUGUGGCCUUAGCUAAUGUUCACCAGCAAUACUUUUUUGGUGCAGGAGAGAGAAUGUUGUAAAGAUAAAAAAUGACAUGCUAAACCACUACUGAAAAACUGUUUUAACAACUUUUCUGUAAAUGACUCUUGACCAGUCUUUACCUUUUUUUUUUUUUUAACAAUUUUAAUAAAAUGGUUUGGAUUAAUA